AUGUCUGGACACAUAGGCACAAAAAUAAAAGUACUUGGGGGCGAUACGGACAUACACAUUCUUGAUAAAUGUGCUCCAAAGAAAUCAAUAACUUGUCAUUUUCACCAAGAAUGGGAAUUGGACUACUUCUUUACUAUGGUGAAAGAAAACCGUUGCUGCCUAAUAUGCAAUACAUCCCUGGCAUUGGCCAAAAAAGGAAAUUUAGAGCGACAUUUUAACACAAUGCAUAGUAAAUAUCAGACUAACUUUCCACCUAACAGCGAAAUAAGAAAGAGUAAAUUGCAAGCACUGAAAUCGCAAUUAAAAGUCCAAGAAAACAUGUUUUCUGGGCCUAUUGAGCAAAGUAAAGCUGCAACUGAAGCUUCUUUCCAAGUAAGCUACAGAAUUGCACAAAAGUGCAAACCUUUUUCCGAUGGAGAAUACAUCAAAGAAAUCUUCGAAGAAGUGUCAGAUUCGCUGUUCGUGAAUUUCAAAAAUAAAAACGAAAUUAAAAAAGCUGUUUAUGGAUUACAGCUGUCGCGAAAUACUGUAAUACGCCGUAUAGAAAUAAUAAGUAAAAACUUAAACGAACAACUACAAAAAGAUAUCGCCCUCUGCGUUGCUUUUUCGCUUCAGUUUGACGAGUCAACAGAUGUCACUGAUACUGCACAAUUACUUGUUUUUAUUCGGAUGGUCUUCGAAGAUUUCUCGACCAAAGAAGAACUGCUAGGUAUGAUUUCCUUAAAAGGAAAAACUCGUGGCCUUGCUAUAUUCACGGAAUUCAAAGCAUAUAUUUGCCAGAUUAAGCUAUGCAUGUAUAAACUCGUAUCAAUGACAACUGAUGGAGCUCCUGUAAUGACAGAUGAGAAGGAACCAGAAUUGGAAAUGCACACUGACGUGAGGUGGUUGAGUCGAGGCAAGUUUUUGCAAAGAUUUCAAGAUCUAUUGGACGAAAUAAUAAAAUUUCUUGAUGAAAGGGGUGAUGAUUAUCAGCAAUUGCGUGAUUUAGACUGGCAAUGUGAUUUAGCUUUUUUGGCAGAUUUUACUGGAAAACUGAGUACAUUAAAUCUGAAUCUACAAGACAAGAAUAAAACAUUAACAGAAAUGAUGAGUUCCAUUGCAGCGUUUCAAUGUCAAACAGCGUCUAUGAUAGUUGACAUAGAGAAGAAAAAAUUUGAACAAUUUGUUAACAUCAAGGAUCAUAUGGAAAAACAUCCUAACUACAAUUUCAUUUCCAAGAAAUAUAUGACAGAAAUUAGGGCAGUGGUAGCAGACUUCGAAAUUCGCUUUGGUGAUUGCAGAAAAAUUGAGAACUUGGUUCAAUUCAUCAGUUAUCCGUUCAAUGAUUCCAUUGAUCAUAGUGAUAUCUAUGAAUUGGCUACAAAAUUUGCAGAUACAUUUCAAAUGGAGCACAUGAUGUUACAAAACGAAAUUAUUACUCUGCGCUGCGACAUAUUUCUUAAAGCAAGGUCAUCCUCAGGUCAAGAUUUCUGGGCAUUGGUUUCCAAAGAAAAAUAUCCAAAUUUGAAGAAUUGUGUUGAACAACUUCAUUCGUGUUUUGGUUCAACAUAUUUAUGUGAAUCAGCAUUUUCCUACUUAAAGCAAACAAAAAGUAAACACCGUUCUCGCUUGACAGACGCUCAUACAUUGGAUUCUUUAAGGUUGGCAAUCUCCAACUACAAACCUGAUUAUGCUAAACAAGUGGAAGAUACUCAGACGCAAUGCUCACACUAA
Messenger RNA from Parnassius mnemosyne (clouded apollo), 1713 nucleotides. NCBI's taxonomy places the organism in Eukaryota, Metazoa, Arthropoda, Insecta, Lepidoptera, Papilionidae. The record is from the annotation of a GenBank genome assembly.